Molecule: messenger RNA, 2753 nt
Organism: Eleginops maclovinus (Patagonian blennie)
Lineage: Eukaryota; Metazoa; Chordata; Actinopteri; Perciformes; Eleginopidae
Gene: phactr3b
Product: phosphatase and actin regulator 3b
Exons: 13
Coding region: 133-1680 (515 amino acids)
Biological process (GO): actin cytoskeleton organization
Molecular function (GO): actin binding
Source: RefSeq, a predicted model, not a curated record
CUGCUGCUGCUGAUCGGGGAGCAGGAGUUGCAGCAGUCCGGAAUCAUUAAACCUGCUCCACCACUUGAUGCCGGUGACCUUGGCUAACGGGGAUCCCGCCUUCCUCUCCGGUAUUUUUCUUUUCUUUCCACCAUGGCAUCCUCGGACGGGCUGGAGGAGGAGUGCGUGCUGCAGCGGGGCAGAUCUCAGAGUGACCCGAGCAGCAUCACCGAGGUCCGCCUGGGAGAAGCGCACAGAGCAGAUGUGAUGGACCAGCAGAGGGCGCUGCACUCGGGGUGCCUGGUCUCGGGGGUCCGCACGCCUCCCGUCCGACGCAACAGCAAGCUGGCCAGCCUGGGACGCAUCUUCAAACCCUGGAAGUGGAGGAAAAAGAAAAACGAGAAGCUGAAGCCCUCUGCAGCCGUGGAGAAGAAGCCAGCUGUGCGGCAGAAGAGAGAUGACCUCGUCAGGAGGAACCCCGGGGAGACGGAGACAGAUUCAGAUCUGGCCUGUGGGGGUAAUGGCGAGGAUCCAGACACUCCGACUCAGUCUGACGCCGAGGACAGAGACGAGGAGCCCGUGGCCCCUCUGGCCAGCACCAGUGAAGACCUGGGCAGCGACUUAGAGGCCUCCACAGUGCAAGAUUUGACCGAGGACACCAAGACUCUGGGAGACCCCAACCAGAGCGAGGACGGGGAGGACGAGAGCACGUCUCUGAGCGACCCAAGCGACGAGCCGCUGCCGGGGAAGGUGGAGGCCGUGGAGGUGAAACCGGAGGUGACGCCGGUCCCACUGCCCGUACGAACCAGAACAUCCCCUCCACCCAAACCCCCCGUCAGGAUGCUCACCAGGAUGGGAAGCCUGGACUGUGCCCCUUCAGUGCCGGUGAAGAAGUCCCCGGCCACCUUACCCAGGAACUUCACGCUCCCCAAAGACCCCCACAGCUCCCUACUGAGAGGCCGGAUCUCCACCCCCACCGGCUCCCCCCACCUGGGGGCGCUACACAACCAGCUGCCCCCCAGCUGCAUCAUCGAGGAGCUGCACCGAGCGCUCGCCACCAAACACAGACAGGACAGUUUCCAGACGAAGGACCCUCGCUCGUCUCUGAAGCGCCGGAUGGACGGCCGUCUGUCCCGGACAUCCAGCACGGAGCGGGAGCCGGGCCGAGAGCCGGACGGGAAGAAGGAGUCGGACGAGAACAAGGAGAACUGGCGUCUGGACGAAUACCUGAACGACCAGGACAGCUGGAACGACUCCGUCAUCUCCGGGACUCUCCCCCGCCGGGUGAGGAAGGAGCUUCUGGCCGUGAAGCUGAGGAACCGGCCCAGCCAGCAAGAGCUGGAGGACCGCAACAUCUUCCCGGUGCGCAGCGACCAGGAGCGCCAGGAGAUCCGGCAGCAGAUCGAGACGAAGCUGGCCAAGAGACUGAGCCAGAGGCCGGCGGUGGAGGAGCUGGAGAGCCGGAACAUCUUAAAACAAAGAAAUGACCAGACAGAACAGGAGGAGAGGAGGGAAAUCAAACAGCGGCUCAACAGAAAGCUGAACCAGAGACCGACUGUAGACGAGCUGCGGGACAGAAAGAUCCUGAUCCGAUUCAGUGACUAUGUGGAAGUGGCCAAAGCUCAGGACUACGACAGGCGGGCCGACAAACCCUGGACCCGCCUGUCCGCUUCUGACAAGGCGGCGAUACGGAAGAGCUGAACGAGUUCAAGAGUACCGAGAUGGAAGUCCACACUUCGAGCAAGCAUCUGACGAGGUUCCACCGGCCAUAGCAAGGUUUCUUCUGUGAAGAGUUGCUGAUGUGUGGUUCUGUCCGUGGAGACCUUUGCACGCAGUCUUCCAGCGCCCCGGCCCGCAGUUAGUGGGCAUUCCUGGGAUUCGUUUCCAGCCAACCUUGGAGGCUAUGUCUCUAGAAACGGAGCUGCCGGUACACCGAGACUUCUGCUCAGAGGAGAACUUCCUGAUCCCGUCCUCCAGCUUGUCGGAGGAGCGAGGCGUGCGCCGUAGACAAGCAGAGACUUCUUUUUGUAAACUUUUGAAAGACAUUCUUUUUUUGAUGCCACGCAGAGGGGGGGGUUGUGCAUGUGACCGAGUCGACUCCCAGUCCCGCUCCAGUUUCAGUAGUCACAACCGCGAGAUGUGUGUGAGUCCCACUGAUUCAGACGGUGAUGCGUUUCAUAUCAACGGUGUAAACAGAAACCUUGUCUGUGUGAAAGACAAAACUCCCUUUGUAAGCACUAUUUAUUGUCUGCACAAUACAGGUUUUCAAUUUCUAUCAAACUCUCUGUCUGGUGUGGUGAAUAUUUGUGGGAUUUUGGUGGGUUUAGGGUUACAUUUUAAAAGUGAUGUACGGUUGAAACUGCCUUUAUGCAUCAAAAAGCUGAACAUUGUUAAAACUACAGUCAUUAUAUUAUCCAUACAUCUUAUACCUUACCUGCUUGAUACAUUGCCUUUAGAUACCCUGUCUGCUUUACAGCUCUUUACCUAGUCCGGUGCUGUGUGCACAUUAAAAUCAUGACAGGGUAAAAGGUCAUUUACCAAAAACAUCCCAUCAGAAAGCAGCAAAACUUCUUGGCAUGUAGGCUACUUUUUGAAGGAGCGUUUACCCUUUAGGAAAACCCUGCAGAAAAGAAACCGCACCCAGAAAUAAUCAUCAAUGAAGGGAUUCGGAUAAGCGAGGACCCCAGGACAAAAAUCAGCAAAGGCACAAAGUCCUUUCCUUACUGAUUGUCAUGUAUUCGAUAUACAAAGGACAAAUGGAUGGUAAUCAGCAU